CGGAACGGUCAGUCGGAUCAGAAGCUGCUGCCACUGUCAAGUUCAUUCAGUAAAACUUAGGACUUCGCGAUGAUCGAACGCUGCUUACGAGGUUGGAAAAAGUUGCUUCAAAUUGAACAGUCAUCAGUCGAAUCAGAGUGUGUUUAAUUAAGCAAAUAAACUGGUGCGAUUGUAACGGCGUAAUGGGUGGUUUUUGAGUGACAAUUUGACCCCAGUGAUUGCGUUGUAUUUUUAUUGUGAAUUUAAAAAGUUGGUUUUGAAAAAAUCUAUUAAAAUGACUGCGGAGUCAUUGAAGCCCUUCCUGAACACAUCGAAUCCGUUGGGUGCUUUAUCUAAGGACUGCACCCAGAGAAAAUCCGUGAAAAAGUGUUUCGUUGUUAGUGCUUGGGUAGUUUUAUUCAUUCUAGGGGCAGCUGUUCUAGGACUUGAGAUAUGGAACAUCAACAGAAUUAACGAGCUACAGCGAGAGGUGAACAACCUGAGACAGCAAACGCAGGAACUGCGAAAAUUACGUAUCGAAAAUCUAGAGGACUUUGGCGACUUUGAAGAUGCGUACGAAAACGAAGUUCAACACAUGCCGGACGAAUAUGGCGAGGAGCCGUACGAAGGUGAAAGUGACAUAGAAGAGGGCAGCACCAGCGUAUUCGGCAUUCCGGACUUCCGGCUGGACGAUAUGGAGACGGAAAUUAGCGUAACGGCCAGCAGUACGCUGCUGGAUGGAAAGCGAAAAGCUCGCUCAAUUACCGGCAUGACCUACCAGGGAGUACCGAUCUUGGACGAACCGUAUAUGAAUCGACAUCUCAACCGUACCCGGCAUCAUCGGCUGCAGCACCAGUACCAGGAACACCAGCGACACCGCGGAACGCAGUACCUGCAAAUGCGUCAAAGGCCGGAGGAAACGGCGUCACCUCCGCCGCAGCUGAAACUGAAAUGGGACGACGAAAGCAGGGAAAUUCCAGCACAGCAGCAGACAAACGCUGCUGCUUCUCGGCGGCAUGCGAAUUCACUUCGAUCGAGCUUCUCAUCCUCACAGCCCCCCACGUCGUCCUACGCUCGGCAAAGUGAAUUUGAGAGGAGCGAGAAAACAGUGCAAAAUAUACCGCAAAAUUUAGUUGGACCAGAUUUUACUACCAAAUCGCCAGGACCUCUUAUGGAUCGUCAUAGUCGGGUGAUGCUGACAAACGGAGAAAAUAAAUUUCAAAAAGUAAUCAAGAAUCCAGGAACCCAUAUGCAGGAAUCUCGUCAACCGCCGGUGCAGCGAAUAGGACGACUAAUGCGUAAAUCUGCAGCUCCAAACCGCGUCACGGCACUACAUCUGGCUAAAUACCAUCCGCACUACAGCAGCCACCGUGCGACCAAUCACGUCAACUGGCACUGGCUUCCGGUGGAUAAGGCCAAUCAGGAUGCCCUCACCGGGGGUCAAUUCAAGCUCUCCCACAACGGUACUCUGACUGUAAAUGAUACAGGAUUGUACUUUGUUUAUGCACAGAUCACAUAUUCCGACCAACAUCCGAUCAGCGGUUUCAAUAUCGUUGUUAAUGGCCGCAAUCACGUGUCCUGCUCGGUUCAUGGCCAACAUGGCAAAAAGACGAAUACCUGCUACACGGCUGCUUUGAUUGAUCUAGAAAACGGUGCCCAACUGGAGGUCAAAGACAUGGACGAAGGCCGUAUUCAUUUGCCCUUCCAGGAGAAGACCUUCUUCGGAUUGUACAAACUUGGCAGACGGCCGUUGGCGAGCGGCAGCGCCUACAUCUAAUCGCUAACCUGUUUAAACUUUGUACAUAGAAUUGUCUUUAGAAAGCUAAUAAUAUUUGUCUUUUCCUUUUGUCCUGUUAUUAAUACGAGUAUGUAUUGAAUGUGUUAUUGUUCGCACUGUCGUGAUAUUUAUACAGAACUCUUAAAACUCAUUUAUUGAAUUACACAGCAAAAACCGUCGAACCUUAUUGGUGCCAUACCUAAGCGCUCUAAUACCGAA
Molecule: messenger RNA, 1975 nt
Organism: Wyeomyia smithii (pitcher-plant mosquito)
Lineage: Eukaryota; Metazoa; Arthropoda; Insecta; Diptera; Culicidae
Gene: egr
Product: protein eiger
Exons: 7
Coding region: 275-1756 (493 amino acids)
Biological process (GO): immune response
Cellular component (GO): membrane
Molecular function (GO): tumor necrosis factor receptor binding; receptor ligand activity
Source: RefSeq, a predicted model, not a curated record